This is a messenger RNA of Odocoileus virginianus texanus, 2169 nucleotides long. RefSeq names its product ubiquitin like 4A (gene UBL4A). The record is from RefSeq and is a predicted model, not a curated record. Gene Ontology annotation, cellular component: BAT3 complex. Lineage: Eukaryota; Metazoa; Chordata; Mammalia; Artiodactyla; Cervidae. Gene Ontology annotation, molecular function: protein-folding chaperone binding. Gene Ontology annotation, biological process: post-translational protein targeting to endoplasmic reticulum membrane; tail-anchored membrane protein insertion into ER membrane.
CCGAGGGGCGGGGCUGCGACGCCGGGCGCGACGGCCCUAGUGGACGCCUCGGCGGCCGCCAUGCAGCUAACGGUGAAGGCACUCCAGGGCCGCGAGUGCAGCCUUCAGGUGUCAGAGGACGAACUGGUGUCCACGCUGAAACAUCUGGUCUCCGAGAAGCUGAACAUCCCUGUCUGCCAGCAGCGGCUGCUGUUCAAGGGCAAGGCCCUGGCAGAUGGGAAAAGACUCUCCGAUUACAGCGUCGGGCCGAAUUCCAAGCUCAACCUAGUGGUCAAACCUCUGGAGAAGGUGUUACUGGAAGAAAGCACCGCGCGGAAAACGGCCGAGGCCCCGGCCCCACCGCCCGCCGCCUGGCCGCUCAUUUCCAGAGUCCUGGCCCGGCACUUCAGCGCCGCCGAUGCCAGCAGAGUCCUGGAUCAACUCCAGAGGGAUUAUGAGCGGUCCCUGAGCCGCCUGACGCUGGAUGACAUUGAACGCUUGGCUGGCCGCUUCCUGCACCCCGAAGCGACUGAAGCUAUGGAGAAGGGGUUCUCCAAGUAGGAUUCUCAGAGUGUGGGGAGGAGCCUGGCCGGGCCACAAGCUGCAUGUAGCAUUAAAUGUCUUCUUGUAUUGCAACUUGGCUCAUAAUACUGCCUGGCGGGUACCCGGGUACCUGUAUCUGGCUCAUGUUAGGUGCCAGGCCCCACUCAAAGCUCUUGACCUGGGUUGGCUCCCACAUGUUGCACAAAAGGUGAGACAGCCAAGGCUCCUAGCGGGGAAAUUGAGGAGGCAGAUUCUGAGUCCAGCCAGCUUCCAGAAGUGCUUCAGGGUGAGAGGGAGAAAGGGGUCGUUCAGACGGGUUCUGAGGGCACGGGCGGCCAUGAACAUUCCAGGUUUAGCCCACUGAGGAGAAACCCUCGAGCAAUACCUUUUCCAGGCCUGGAAGGGGAAGCAGCUAGCCCCUGAUGCCCAAUCCUGUCACCUCAUCCUUGGCAGGUCCAGCAUUGGCAAGGGUUCAGGUGACGGCCAGCCUUGGGCCCCCUAAGCAGCUGCAACCCGUGUGCACUCAGAGGGAAGGCGGGCCGGGGAGUCUGGGAUGUCACCCGGCUCUGGGGAGUGACCUUAGGCAAGUCUCUGUGCUUCGUUGGUCCCCAGCCAUCGACUCUGCCUAGUGAGGGCUCCUCUUGAGACUCUCUCAGUUUCCUUUAGCUCCAAAGCCUGGGGUUAGGAGUCUGCAGGCAUCCUACCCCUGUGUCCCAGAUACAAACUGAGGCCAAAUGCUGAGUGAUGGCCAAGCGUGGCCCAGAGACAGAGUGUCCUGGCCCUUAGUGUCACAGUUUUUCUCUGGGCACCCCCUUCUGCUUGUCUCCUCUCAGACACAAGCGGUCCGUGACCUUUAGAGAUGACAGGUGACGGUCUCGAGGUGACUCGAGCAGGCCCCUGUACCCUUUGCCCAUCCUCUGCCACAUGUGGACAGGGCCUCCCACUGUACAAACUAUUCACUGUCUGAGAGGGAACCUGGGUGGGGGCAGAAACUGGGGGGUGGGCCGUAGAGAUCGUCCAGGCACCUGCUACUCGGAGGAGGGCACCUGGGCCACCCUCCAGCCUGGGCCUCAUGGGGUAAGUGCUGGGUCCCCAGAUGGGGAGGAUGGACAGUGGCUCGAGGGCCCAAGGCUUUGAAGAGCAGGUGGAAGUCCAUGGUUCCACCCAGGAGCUGGGCAUGCACUGCCGCAGGGCCCAUGCAAUAGACUUCCCUACGCUUUCAUUUCUUUGCAGUCAGGAAAUUUUAUAUUGACCUUUUCAGUCACACUAGAGGUGUAUGUGAGACUUUGAUCUGAAAGGAACUCUAUUAGCUGAGCUGCUUUUGGUUUCCCCAUCAUUGAUUUAACCAUUACAGGACAUUGGUUUAAGCAAUAAAGGAAAGAUAUUGGUUUGCGAAACUGAGAAGUCCAGGGGUAUUGGCAGCAGAUAAACGAUUUCCCCAAAUACCCAGUUUCUUCCUACCUCCCCUCUGCACUCUGCAGUGUCUGCUUCAUCCCAGGCCUCUACCUCAGGAUCAGAAGAUGGCUGCCUGCAGCUUCCACCGAACCCCUCGGUCACAGCCAGCAUGGAGCACCUUCCCGUCCUCUAGCGUAGCUUCCUCCUCAGCUGCCCCAGCAAAUAAAUGUUGUCCCUUUUGGAUGCUUAGAA